This is a messenger RNA of Oenanthe melanoleuca, 1346 nucleotides long. It is a transcript of the gene RPL21, whose product is annotated as ribosomal protein L21. The record is from RefSeq and is a predicted model, not a curated record. Gene Ontology annotation, molecular function: structural constituent of ribosome. The transcript is spliced from 6 exons. Lineage: Eukaryota; Metazoa; Chordata; Aves; Passeriformes; Muscicapidae. The coding region runs from base 823 to 1305 and encodes 160 amino acids. Gene Ontology annotation, biological process: translation. Gene Ontology annotation, cellular component: ribosome; cytosolic large ribosomal subunit.
ACGCCUGCCACACCAAUUGGAGAUUAUGGCAUUAUAAUACGAAGAAACCUCAUUACAAUACUAAGAAACCCCAAACCCGCGCGUCUGGUUGUUGGCAUGCUUCUCCCACCCCGCUUCCCUGCCCGGGAAUCCGGGAUCUCCAGCCGGGCAGCCGUGACUGACACACAGCAGCGCCAGCAGGCUCACACUGCCGCAGUUUAAAUGUCGGUGUACGACUUUCGUGUGUAGAACACCCUGCUGGCUGCUCAUGUUCUGUAUUUCCAAACGUGGCUCCUUAUGGAUGGGGGCCAGCCGCUCAUCUUCCCUGUUCCCCGACAUCCCCGCUGCCAAACCUCUUCCAACCCCAUCUCAAUUGAUCACAGAACGAGUCAGAGUGGAAGGGACCACGAGGGGUCAUGUGGGCCAUCCCAGAGCACACGGCACAGGAUUGCGUCCAGACCCUUCUUGAACAGCUCCGUGAGGGAGACUCCACAGACUCUCUGGGCAUUCUGUUGCAUUGCGCGGUCACUGCACAGGAAACAAGUUCUUCCUCGUGUUCAGCGGGAACUCCCCGUGCAUCACUCUCUGCCCGUUGCCAUGACAGCACAUGCACAGCCGUGAAACCCCCGGCGUUUGUCCCUGCUUUGGCCGAAGGGUCCGACCUGUGCCGCUGCAGAUUUCCGGGAUCGGCAUCCCGGGGGUCGCGGCCCUUCAGGCGCUCCCUUCCCGUCAGGCGCGCCGCGGGCAGCCCCGCCGAGGCCCCGCAGUUAAGGGCGGGCGCGGCGCCGCCCCUUCCUUUGGAGCCGGGGCGCCAUUUUGUGCGCACGCACGUAAUCAGCCAAAAUGACGAACACAAAGGGGAAGAGGAGGGGGACGCGUUACAUGUUCUCGAGGCCCUUCCGCAAACAUGGAGUUGUCCCUCUGGCUACCUACAUGCGGAUCUACAAGAAGGGUGACAUAGUUGAUAUCAAGGGUAUGGGUACUGUUCAAAAAGGCAUGCCCCACAAGUGUUACCAUGGCAAGACUGGAAGGGUAUAUAAUGUUACUCAGCACGCCGUGGGCAUUAUUGUUAACAAGCAGGUUAAGGGCAAGAUUCUGGCCAAGAGAAUUAAUGUGCGUAUAGAGCACAUUAAACAUUCCAAGAGCAGAGACAGCUUUCUGCAGCGUGUGAAGGAAAAUGAACGGAAGAAGAAGGAAGCAAAAGAGAAAGGCAUUUGGGUUCAGCUGAAACGUCAGCCUGCUCCACCAAGAGAAGCACACUUUGUGAGAACUAAUGGCAAGGAUCCAGAGCUGCUGGAGCCAAUUCCUUAUGAAUUCAUGGCAUAAUGUAUGUUUAAAAAAUAAAGAUAAGGUUUUGGACAAGUGUA